AUGACAAAAAAAGGGAAAUCAGUUAGAAUCGCCUCUGAAGAGGAUGAAUCCUUAGUGAUUCCUGACACUCUUCCUUUAGUGCCGCCACCCCCCUCUGCUGCUGGACAACGGAGCAUCACCGGCACCGAUAAAGAAGCGUUUUACAGCAUUGAAAUGCAACAAGAAGAUCCUUUUUUCUAUGAUCAGUCGAGCGACAACGCCAAUAGCACCUAUAACAGAUAUCCAGACGCCAAUGUCAGUAUGUUACCCAGCUCUUCACAUAACUCAUGGUCUUCAAUGAAAACAACUGUAGAUCCGCAUGCUAUCCAGGCACUGCAGGACCCUUUUAAAGAUACCGAUCAAGAACGUACUUUAGCACAUUACGGCACUGCGCUGCCAUCGGAAGAUACCAUGAAAGAAACCGUUCAAGUGCUACGUCAUUUAGAGUAUGACGAAGAAAAACAAGAGCUGGAUGAAGACAGGACUUUGGCAAGCACGGCCAAUUCAACCGUGGCUGCCACCACCACCACCACCACCACCACCACCUCCACAGACGAAGAUGAUAACCAUGACAGCAAAAAGUAUGGGUUUGUUGACAGUGACCACGAAUUUGAUUGGAAUGACGAUCCGGAUCAACAAGCGAAACCAAAGCGCAGAAAGACAGCACGUGAACGAUUCACAGCCGUGAUGAGACGGCCCUGCUGCUGGCAUUAUCUCUCACCUAUCGUAAAACGCAUUCUGAUUGCCCUUUUCGGCUCUUGCAUGUUUAUUACAGUGGCUAUCGUUAUCUAUUUCACUCUUCCAGAACCGACGGAAGCACAACAACAGGAUCCCAAUUUCACCAACAUCAGAAGCAAUGUGCAGUGCUGGAUGUAUUGGGCCGCUUUCAUGUGGCAUAUUUUCUGGAUCACCACUUGGAUGUUGGAUCUAGUCCCUUCGAUCGUCUCUUUGUGGACCAAGCUUUUUAGGGGUCGGAGAUCCGAAAGAGUCAAGUCGUACAUGGAGUACUACAUGAGUCUCAAGCAAUAUUUUGCCUUGGUGUUCUUAGCUGCCUGGAACCUAGGUGCCUGGGCGUUUCUGAUCGAUUAUCCAUUCAAGUCCCUCAAGCUCCAUGCUUAUUCCUUUGUGGUCACCAAGGUAUUCGGCUGUAUUUUAUCUGCUGCCGGUCUCUACUUUAUUCAGAAAUUAGUCAUUCAAAUCAUUGCUAUCAAAUUCCAUCGUACGGCAUUUUCUGACAGAUUGAAAGAAAACAAAAAGAGCUUAAAAAUCUUGGAUACCCUUAGCAAAGCUGAACGAAAAACGCGACCCUCCUCUACAGCUGUCGGAGGUUCAUACAAUAACAACUUACGAAAGCGCCACAAGCACGAUAGUCCAUUCAUCACAUCGCCACCGGGAUAUAGCCAGCUUCAAGAUACCAACAGUAGUGCAUCAUCACCACAACAGAAAAGCUCCUUUUUCUCUCAGUUUAGCAAAUCCGUCUCCAGCUUUGUAUUGGCCGAAAAACCUACCGCCACCACAGGUCGCUUAGAUAAAAACAAGACAGACAUCAACUCGGAUGACUACGCAAAGAAGGUCGCCAAAAAGUUGUUCUACUCCUUAGCCUACCCCGACGGCUUGUAUGGUCAAGAAGAAGAUCCUAAAAAGUGUCUCACCGUCUAUUCUUUCCUUCCCUUCUUUGACACGCGAGAGGAAGCCACCGAAGCCUUUACUAUCUUUGAUAAGGAUGGCAACGGCGAUUUGACGCGUCGUGAAUUCCGUGAUACCGUCGUCUAUAUUUACCGUGAACGAAAGGGCCUUGCUCAGGCGAUUCGCGAUACGAGUCAGGCACUCGGUAAACUGGACACCAUCCUCUUUAUCAUCUUUUUGAUGAUCGACAUCGUGAUCUGCCUUUCCAUUUUCCACGUCGACUUCUGGACCGCCUUGAUUCCUUUUGGUACUUUUUUGGCCGCCUGCACCUUUGUCUUCGAUACCUCCGCUAAAUCGCUCUUCACCGGUAUCUUGUUUCAAUUCGUCACUCAUCCUUAUGAUGCCGGUGACUUGGUCAUGAUUGACUCGACUUACAUGACCGUUGAAAACAUCGGUAUUUUAGGCACCGUCUUUGUCGCCGGGGAUGGCACCAAGACGUACGCCCCUACGUCCGUGCUCCUCACAAAGCUCAUCUCGAACAUCCGUCGGUCCGAGGGCAUGGGUGAGACGUUGACCUUCAAUAUUGAUUUCCGUACGGACAACGACUUGAUUCUGCUACUUCGUGAACGCCUUCUCGAAUGGGUGCAAUCUCAAUCGCGCGAUUUUGCCCCAGGAUUUGACCUGAGAGUCACAGAUAUUAAGGACAUGAAUCAAGUCAUUCUCACGUGUUGGCUUCCACAUAAAAGCAACUGGGUUGAUCUCGGUAAACGCUUUCAACGAAAAACACGAUUCAUGCUCGCCUUGAAAGCCAUCUUGACCGAUCUUGGCAUACAAUAUGAAUUACCUGCUCAAAGAAUCACUUCUACGUCCUCCUUGGAUAAUCAUCCAUUUACUACCGUCAAGCCACAAAACUUUGCUCAACAACAAGAAAGCCGCAGUGCGUAG
Molecule: messenger RNA, 2550 nt
Organism: Mycotypha africana
Lineage: Eukaryota; Fungi; Mucoromycota; Mucoromycetes; Mucorales; Mycotyphaceae
Product: Mechanosensitive ion channel-domain-containing protein
Exons: 6
Coding region: 1-2550 (849 amino acids)
Biological process (GO): monoatomic anion transport; transmembrane transport
Cellular component (GO): plasma membrane
Molecular function (GO): calcium ion binding; mechanosensitive monoatomic ion channel activity
Source: RefSeq, a predicted model, not a curated record